UAUAUGGAAGAACCAAAAUGGAGUAAGGAAGAGUAAAGUAGAAAUUUGAGGAAUGAAGGCCAUGGGAAUAACAAAACAAAAACCAAUAAUUUAAAAACAUCGCAGCACCGCCAAUCCACUGACCCAACUGUUUGUAUGGAAAUCGUCACUGUCGAUUGGCUUAAAACUGUGCGCCACACAUUUUUAAUACAUUAAAUCACUCCCUACUUAAACCCCCCCUCUCCCUCCCUUUUUCCCUCACAAUCACAUUCAACAAUGGCCUCCAUCUCCAAUAAUCUCCCCCUUUCCUUCCUCUUCCUCCUUGCUCUCUCUUAUACUGCUCUCGCCGCCGCCCCUAGAAGGCCCCUCAACGUUCCAUUCGGCCGCAACUACGUCCCCACUUGGGCUUUCGACCACAUCAAGUACAAAAAUGGUGGAGCCGAAGUCGACCUCGUUCUCGACAAAUACACCGGCACUGGCUUCCAGUCCAAAGGCUCUUACUUAUUUGGCCAUUUCAGUAUGAGUAUGAAACUCGUCGGGGGCGACUCUGCCGGUGUCGUCACUGCUUUCUACCUCUCUUCUCAAAACUCCGAACACGACGAAAUCGACUUCGAGUUCUUGGGUAACAGAUCUGGACAACCCCCCAUUCUUCAAACCAACGUUUUCACCGGCGGUAAAGGCGACCGUGAGCAGAGGAUUUAUCUAUGGUUUGACCCAUCGAAGGAUUUCCACACCUACUCCGUUCUCUGGAACUUACACAUGAUAGUGUUUUUCGUGGACGAUGUGCCAAUAAGAGUGUUCAAGAACUGUAAGGACAUAGGUGUGAAGUUCCCAUUCGAUCAGCCAAUGAAGAUAUACUCAAGCCUAUGGAACGCGGACGACUGGGCAACAAGAGGAGGAUUGGAGAAGACGGACUGGUCCAAGGCGCCAUUUGUAGCGUCGUACAAGGGGUUCCACGUGGACGGAUGUGAGUCGUCUGUUCAAGCCAAAUUCUGCGCCACGCAAGGCACACGGUGGUGGGACCAAAAGGAGUUUCAAGACCUCGAUGGGUAUCAAUACCGGAGGCUGAGAUGGGUUCGCGAAAAGUACACCAUUUACAAUUACUGUACCGACCGGAAGCGUUACCCGAGUCUCCCACCGGAAUGCAGACGGGACAGAGAUAUUUGAUUCUAUUUGUAGUCGUCGUCGUGUUUGCAUAUUUUGGUUGGGGUUGGGGACUGAAUUACCUUUGUAUUUGUUUGUGAUUUGCCCCUUUUAUUUUGUCCUUAUUCGCCUAUCCUAUCCCCUCCUUGGACCUUGGCCCUUUCUUCUUCACUGUCGCUAUCGCCUCGUGCUUCCCCCUCACCUUGGAAUAUGUUUUUCUAUUUAUUUUUAUUUAUUAUAUUAUAUUAUAUUAUAUUAUUAAUAAUGCUUUUAUUAAUAAUAAUUAUUACUGUGUUUCAUC
This is a messenger RNA of Cucumis melo (muskmelon), 1423 nucleotides long. Its product is annotated as xyloglucan endotransglucosylase protein 34-like. Lineage: Eukaryota; Viridiplantae; Streptophyta; Magnoliopsida; Cucurbitales; Cucurbitaceae. Bases 256 to 1146 code for a protein of 296 amino acids. Gene Ontology annotation, cellular component: apoplast; cell wall. Gene Ontology annotation, molecular function: hydrolase activity, hydrolyzing O-glycosyl compounds; xyloglucan:xyloglucosyl transferase activity. Gene Ontology annotation, biological process: xyloglucan metabolic process; cell wall biogenesis. The transcript has 3 exons. The record is from RefSeq and is a predicted model, not a curated record.